GUUAAACUCAUACCAAACUAUAAUACCAUAACUUUCGACAAUCACCGGAAAGAAAGCAAUUGUUCUAAAGACUGCACGUGUUUCUGAUGACAGGUGCUGCGCAGUGCCUCAUCAGUUGUGACUUUGAAGACGGUCUUUGCGGUUGGUCAGAUUUGUCCAACUCGAGCUAUGACUGGACGAGACACUCUGGUCCAACGGCAGAUUUCACAUCUGGACCUGGCAAUGACCAUACAUUCAAAGAUGUGGCUGGCCACUACGUGUAUACGAAUGGCGACAGAGCAGCCAGGUCUUCAGUGGCACAACUAAGAAGUAAUACAGUCACCCUUACAUCCAGUGUGAACUUAACCUUUUGGUACCACAUGAACGGUAACGGUAUAGGCAAUGUGUCAUUAAUCAGAGAGGACAACGAUACUGACGACGGCAUUGUUUUAUGGUCACGUCAUGGCCGCCAGGGUUUAAACUGGCUGGAGUCCCACGUCACUCUAGACCCAGGGACAUUUCAGUUGCAGUUUGAGUCGACUGUAUCCCACCCCUACGGCAGCGAUAUAGCGCUGGACGAUAUCAGGCUUUGGUCAGAACCACAUGUUACUAGGACAAGACCACCGCCAACGUCAACGAUAGAAACUACACUGACGUCAGCGCAGGGAACGUCCACGACGACGGCGUGGAACUGCAACGUACAGAGCCCUGCUGGGGUGCUGAUGUCGGGGUCGUGUGACUUCGAGACUAACGGGACAUGCGGCUAUACGUCCUCUGGGGGCCCGCUACAGUGGGGGCUAACACAGGGGAGGAAAGGUUACUUACAUGUAAUACCAGGCGACCAUGGCACCGGAACAGGUCAUUAUAUGUACCUUGCCACUGAAAACAUCUCAAGCAGAUCCGGGGAUAUGGCUAAGUUAACGUCGCCAGCCCUCGAGCUGAACACAUCUGCCUGUCUUCAGUUCGCCUAUAUUAUAACAUCCGGGGACCCCAUCACCCUCACCGUCUACGCAGAGACGUCAGGACAACAGCGUCUAGUAGCUUCGAUCACAACUCAUGGAAUGACGUCUUGGAGAGUGAGAGAAAAUGUCACUCUGUGUGCUGAUACAUCAACUAAGAUUGUCUUCGAGAGUACAAAGAAAAGCUAUGCAUCUUUCAUAGGUUUAGAUGACAUCAACGUUAUAAGUGGUGAUUGUAACGGCAGCUACAGCCAUACUACCAGUCACCAGUCAACACUCGUAACAUCCACACCUUCCUCAGACAGCACAUCGAGCUCUCCCACGUCCACUGCCCACACAAACUUUACUCCAACAGAGGGUGGUCAAACAGUUGUCCCCACUUCUAGCUCGGUGUCCUCAUCAACUGCCUCGACGAAGGGUCAAACAAGUGUCUCGCUAACAACUCCAUCUUCAUCUCCAUUGCGCCAGUCGUCUUCCACCAAACUGACAGGACACAGUUUUCCAUACACUGAAGAAACGUCCCCUGAGACAACCCACGCUUCUGCUCAACAAUCAGAAAGGUCUUCUUCACCAGCAAGCUAUUCAGUAUCAGUGGAAGUAGCAGGGUCAGUGUCAGACAGUUCCUCCCUAGCAAACCCCUCCACAGAAGGAAACUCUGCAACAACGGAGGAAACUGUUAUCUCUGACACCCAUACGACGUCGUGUCAAGAUAACAGCACUACUAUUCCUGAGGCGAAAUCAACAAUAACUGUACUAUCCGCUGCAUCUGAAACCUCCAACAACAAUAAAGGUUCUAGUGCUCAGACAUCUCCAUCAGUGACAUCCAGGACACGUCUCCCCAGAACGACUACUCCUUUUCUCAAAAAGCACGGGCAGUCGUCCCAAGGUGGACUAUCAUACGAUAACAAAGUUGUGGUCAUCGUUGUGGCAUGUGGUGCGCUCGUAAUCGCUGCUGUUAGCAUCACGGUGUGGAGACUGCGUGCAAGGCGAAAGUUGCAUCUUUCUGACAUUCCGAGUACUUUAGACAGCAACAUUGAGCUGCAAGCAAAGGUAUACAUACACAAUACACAUAUGUAGAACCAGUUGCUUCUUCUCUGAACGUGUUCUUGCUAAUGGAAGAUCACCCCUUCGGACUGCUUAUAGUCAAGAGGACUAUUGGUGAUUAAUGGAUAAAGACAUUUGUUUGUUGCCUUUUCACCAGUAUUUUGGUUGUAUCACAGCCACCUGUAAAUAGCCGAGUCGGGACCAGGCAAACCAGUGGUUAAUAGUAUGAGCAACGCCCCACGUUGCAGGUGUACACUGAGAGGAGCAGGCAGCCAAGUCACCGAGCUGGACCUCUAUUUGGUCGCCUCUUUCGGGAACUAUAUGUUACUGGGGACAUUUCUAACAUGGACCCCCAGGUUACCGGGGUUAGAUAUUCCCUGGGGUACUAAUAACCUCUAUGUGUGGGUGGUUCGCUUGGCACAGCUGCACCAUUGAAAGCUGUGUGCGAAAUAGUAACCAAAGUUUGCUAGCCAGUCGGGCUAGCUAUGCCUGAAAGUUACUAGCCCACAAAUAAUUCACUAGCCCGAAAUUUGAAAGUAGAAACUAAGUGAAAGAUUACACAAAUAGAUGAGAAUAAGAUAUUGUCGUCAUGACACGGGUUUCAUCAUUAAGCUGCCAAUAUGAUGAACAUGUUUAUCAGGCCAUAAUCCUGCAUGAUUUAAAAGUGUAUUAUGACUUAACAAGUCGGAGAGAGUGAUAUAUUUACAAAAUGACCCCAUGAAAAUCCACUAGCCAGUCGGGGCAGUGACUGUUGAGAUUUGAGACUGGAUGUUUUCUAGCCACGGGCUAUUUCGCACAAUGAUUGAAAGUAUUGUAAUUUAUAUUAUUUCAUGUCAGUUAAUCUCGACACAGCUGUUUUCUUUGUUUGCUGUGUGUUGUGUGAAGAUCAAUCAAAUAAAGAGCACCUUAAGAAUG
Messenger RNA from Haliotis rubra (blacklip abalone), 2897 nucleotides. RefSeq names its product MAM and LDL-receptor class A domain-containing protein 1-like. Gene Ontology annotation, cellular component: membrane. Bases 87 to 2015 code for a protein of 642 amino acids. NCBI's taxonomy places the organism in Eukaryota, Metazoa, Mollusca, Gastropoda, Lepetellida, Haliotidae. The record is from RefSeq and is a predicted model, not a curated record. The transcript is spliced from 7 exons.